AUGGACAGGGAGGCUAACCUUCAAGCCCCACCUGCAACAUCCCAGAAUCCCUCUCGCCUCUCUCGCCCCUUCUCUUCAUCCUCAUCAUAUAACUCUUCUUCCUCUUCAACCCCAGAUUUAGUUAGGCAUGUACAAGCCGCCCUCAAGCGUCACAGGCCUCUCAGUACAAUGCAGUCUGAAAGUCUUCGACCAAGGCGUGUACUGGUCCCCCAGAGAGAACCAUCAAAGGGCUCUGAGAAGUCUCAAGUUGCAGUGUCGUUGACACAGGCUAAUGCAGCGUGUGAAUUGAUUAAUCAGAGGGAGAGUGUUGUUACAGUUGCUGGAGAGGUUCCUGAUGAUUCGUCAAUUACUCCUCCUCUUGUUUUGGGUACUAGUACGAAAAUUCAUGACCAGAACUCGAAGCCUUUCUCCGUAAAGGGAGAAAAAUCAAAACCUGAUCUUGAUGCUAAUCGCCGGAAUGAUGAUGCAGUUUCUUCUUCGUGUGUAGUAUCUCAACACCUUCCAGCGGUUGAUGGUCUGAAGGGCAGCAAUGUGGACUCCCAGAGGGCCGAUGAACGAAUGGCCACUAUUGGGGACAACUUGUCAUCUCAUUUGAGUUCUCUUGCAUUGACAGAAAUGGAAUGCGAUGGGAGCAAUCGGGUGGAUACAUCUUCUGUUAAUGAUCACGGCCUGAAGCCUCGAGAUUUUCAGCAACCAGAAAUCUUAGACAUCAGUUUUAGGUCAGAUGGUGGAAUCUCUUCAUUGAUGGUAAAAAGAAAUGCUCUGUACCAGGAUCAACAACAUCAAUUGAUGACAUUUAUUGGAAAGGACAUUAGCUACCCCAUGACUCAAUCUUCAGUUGUAGGUUCAACAUGCGCAACCACAACAUCAGUCCAUUCAUCAUCUGCACCAAUGCUGAAUUCGGCCACCUACAGCUCUUGUCAUCGAGAUAGUGGUUCUCACAUGGACAUAGAACCUUUGGAAGAGUUCAAGGUGAAGCCACAACCUAUAGCUCAAGGAAAUGCCGUGCAGCCAUGUUCUACAUUUCAGUGUAACAGUGGGAUGGUAGCAGAACAGACAGCUAAUCUGAGCCAAGCAUCUGUCUCUGCUUUUCAUACUUCAUUGGUAGUUAAUGAUCAUGGCCUGUUAAAAGGUCAGCAAGACUGUAAUGUGAAGGAAGAUGAGCAGCCACAUGAUGCCCAUGUUGGCCAUGGAAAGGGUUCUCAGUUUGAUGAUAAACCAACCAAAGGGAAGGAGUUCCAAGGUGAUGGUCCUGACGUAAUAUCUCAGGUUUCAUUAACAAGAAACUCAUCUACAAAUGUGAAAUUGGAGCCUUCCAAAUCAGAAAAACCAGAAAAACCAGAAAAACCAGAAAAGGCUGUUAGUGGAAAAGGGGCAUCAGUUCGUAAAAAGAAUUAUGAUGCUGAUUUAUUCUUUAAAGUUAAUGGAAAACUCUACCAAAAGCUUGGCAAGAUAGGAAGUGGCGGAAGCAGUGAGGUCUACAAAGUCAUUUCAUCUGACUGUACAAUCUAUGCCCUUAAGAGGAUCAAGCUUAAAGGCCGUGAUUAUUCCACUGCAUAUGGGUUUUGCCAGGAGAUUGA
Telopea speciosissima is the source of this 1580-nucleotide messenger RNA. Its product is annotated as serine/threonine-protein kinase MPS1-like. Gene Ontology annotation, molecular function: protein serine/threonine/tyrosine kinase activity; ATP binding; protein serine/threonine kinase activity. Gene Ontology annotation, biological process: chromosome segregation; mitotic spindle assembly checkpoint signaling; peptidyl-serine phosphorylation. The annotation marks the transcript as partial. Gene Ontology annotation, cellular component: nucleus; kinetochore; spindle. The transcript is spliced from 3 exons. The record is from RefSeq and is a predicted model, not a curated record. Lineage: Eukaryota; Viridiplantae; Streptophyta; Magnoliopsida; Proteales; Proteaceae.